Pseudopipra pipra is the source of this 610-nucleotide messenger RNA. It is a transcript of the gene RPS16, whose product is annotated as ribosomal protein S16. NCBI's taxonomy places the organism in Eukaryota, Metazoa, Chordata, Aves, Passeriformes, Pipridae. The transcript is spliced from 6 exons. Gene Ontology annotation, molecular function: structural constituent of ribosome; RNA binding. The coding region runs from base 122 to 562 and encodes 146 amino acids. The record is from RefSeq and is a predicted model, not a curated record. Gene Ontology annotation, biological process: maturation of SSU-rRNA from tricistronic rRNA transcript (SSU-rRNA, 5.8S rRNA, LSU-rRNA); translation. Gene Ontology annotation, cellular component: cytosolic small ribosomal subunit; ribosome.
UGUUUUGUCGCACUGGUGGAAGUUACGGCACUGCGCUUUGCGGCACGCGCCCCUGCUGGCGGGCCGGGCAGCCCCGCUCGCCCUUUUUGCGCAGCCGCCGCCGCCGAGUUCAGGAGCAGCCAUGCCAGCCAAGGGUCCCCUGCAGAGCGUCCAGGUCUUCGGGCGGAAGAAAACCGCUACAGCUGUUGCCCACUGCAAGAGAGGGAAUGGCCUCAUUAAAGUGAAUGGAAGACCUCUGGAAAUGAUUGAGCCCAGAACUCUGCAGUAUAAACUGCUUGAACCCGUCCUCCUCCUGGGGAAGGAAAGGUUUGCUGGUGUUGACAUCAGAGUCCGUGUGAAGGGUGGUGGCCAUGUAGCACAAAUCUAUGCUAUCCGUCAAGCUAUUUCCAAAGCUUUGGUGGCUUACUAUCAGAAAUAUGUUGAUGAAGCUUCCAAGAAAGAGAUCAAGGAUAUUCUAAUCCAGUAUGAUAGGACUCUACUGGUUGCAGAUCCUCGCCGUUGUGAAUCCAAGAAAUUUGGAGGACCUGGUGCUCGUGCACGCUACCAGAAGUCUUACCGUUAAAAUUGUUUUACUGUAAUGAGAAGUCAAUAAACAUAAAGAAUUUGAUAA